GAAGCCAGCCGGAAGGGAACCGGAAAGAGGAAAGGGGACUUGUUACGGUGGCCUGGAGGAGUGGCGGAACCCGCACAAGGGAAUCUAUCAUUUCUGGGAUUUACAGUCGUGAUGUCGUUCAAGAGGGAAGGGGACGAUUGGAGUCAACUCAAUGUGCUCAAAAAACGAAGAGUCGGGGACCUGCUGGCCAGUUACAUCCCAGAGGAUGAAGCCCUGAUGCUACGGGAUGGACGCUUUGCUUGUGCCAUCUGUCCCCACCGACCUGUACUGGACACCCUGGCCAUGCUUACUGCCCACCGCGCAGGCAAGAAACAUCUGUCCAGCCUGCAACUUUUCUACGGCAAGAAGCAGCCAGGAAAGGAAAUGAAGCAGAAUCCAAGACAUCAGAAUGAAUUGAGGAGGGAAGAGACCAAAGCAGAGGCUCCUCUGCUAACCCAGACACGACUUAUCACUCAGAGUGCUCUGCACAGAGCUCCCCACUAUAACAGUUGCUGCCGCCGAAAGCACAGACCAGAAGCCCCUGGUCCCUCAGUCCCCCGUUCACCUGUGCCACCCCCAGAGCUUGAACUCCAAAGUGGGAAGACCAGUAGGGAACCUGAGCUUAGUGCUGGCCCACAGGCCAAGGAGUCAGCAGCUGUCUCAGCCCCUGCCCCCAUGAGCCCCACAAGAAGACGAGCCCUGAAUCACUAUCUCACCCUUCGCAGCUCUGGAUGGAUCCCAGAUGGGCGUGGUCAAUGGGUAAAAGAUGAAAAUGUUGAGUUUGACUCUGAUGAGGAGGAACCCCCUGACCUCCCCUUGGACUGACACCCUCCUUCCCCAUGCAUUCACAAAUAAACUACUAUCGGUGCUGGCAACCUAA
This is a messenger RNA of Carlito syrichta (Philippine tarsier), 859 nucleotides long. It is a transcript of the gene SCNM1, whose product is annotated as sodium channel modifier 1. NCBI's taxonomy places the organism in Eukaryota, Metazoa, Chordata, Mammalia, Primates, Tarsiidae. Gene Ontology annotation, biological process: RNA splicing. The record is from RefSeq and is a predicted model, not a curated record. Bases 112 to 804 code for a protein of 230 amino acids. Gene Ontology annotation, cellular component: nucleus. The transcript has 7 exons.